This is a messenger RNA of Hydractinia symbiolongicarpus, 2612 nucleotides long. Its product is annotated as actin-related protein 10-like. Lineage: Eukaryota; Metazoa; Cnidaria; Hydrozoa; Anthoathecata; Hydractiniidae. The record is from RefSeq and is a predicted model, not a curated record. The transcript has a single exon. Bases 439 to 1809 code for a protein of 456 amino acids. Gene Ontology annotation, biological process: microtubule-based movement.
AUCAUCUAUAAUCAACAAUACUAACCAGUUACCCUACAAUUGCACACAAUUUUAUAUAUAUCCAAAAAUGUGACCAAAAUAAUGUGUGUUUUCUAGAAGCCACUAAUGGUACAUCACUUUCAAAUUCCAGUAAAGGAUCACAAGAACAACUGUUCAAAAUACUGUUAAAAAACAAGUUGCUAUCAUAUCCUAUAAAAAUUUGUCUAUAAAUAUUUUUUUGCUUGUUUUUUGAUUCUCAGGAUUUUUAACUUCAUGUUUUGAUGUUUAUGCAUGGCAUUUGUUUAAUAUAAAUUGGGUACUGUGUUUAAAGUUAUCAAAGUAUGGGGUGUUGUAAAUAUUUUGAAUAUAUAUACAUGAAUCCUAUACUUAACAUAUCAUCAGUAAUUUAGGACAGUGAGUAUUAAUAAACAAAGGAAAUUUUUCUUGGGUAUAUAUAAUAUGGAAUUUGUCUUCUCUCCUGUUGAAAAAUUUAAUAUUAUAUACAUUACUUUGCUUUCAUAUAUUCAGGGUAUAUACCUAAAAAUGGCUUUAAUGGAUCUAAUGGGUCUUGGUGCUGAUAAGCAAGCAGUCGUUCUUGACAUUGGUACAGAGUUUACUAAAGUUGGUUUUGCUGGCGAACAUGCUCCUCGUCACAUCAUUCGUACUGAAAUCAAGAAAAUGAUAAAUGGAGAACUUCGAUCUGUUAAACUUUUUGAUAAGCCAAAUCCAAGUGAUAGCGAAGCAUUUUGUUUGUAUAAAGAGUUCUUUCAUAUGCUUUAUUUUAAGUAUUUGUUAGUUAAUCCAAAAGAACGAAGAGUGGUUAUAUGUGAGUCCAUGUUAAAGCCAAUUCAUAUUCGCAACACAAUAGCAAGAGUGUUGUUUCGUCAUUUUGAAGUUGUCUCCAUAGUUUUUAUUCCAAAUCACUUACUUGCCUUAUUUGCAGUUGGAAUACAAACAGGACUGGUAAUCGAUUGUGGAUAUACAGAAACAACAGUUGUUCCAAUAUACGAGCAAAUUCCUAUUCUCACUGCAAUGGAGUAUAUAGAUCUUGCUGGAAAGGCUGUGCAUGAAAGUAUAAACAAGCACAUAACAGAAAAUGCAAUAGUAGAAAUAAAGGGGGAGGAAAAGUCUGCCAAAUCUAAUUUAAGUUUGUGUGAAUCAGUUUUAGAAGAUAUUAAAGUGCGUUGUUGUUUUGUAGGCAGGCAUGCUACAGAUCUUGUAGCAGUGCCUGUCAGAUAUCCAUUAGGUGGUGACAAAGUUUUACACAUUGAUGGGAAGUUGCGAGCACAUGCUAUGGAUAUGUUGUUUGAAGGAAAUGAAGAAGACCAAAGUAUUGUUACUGUUGUCCUUGACGCCAUUUUAAAAUGUCCCAUUGAUUGUCGUAAAGAGUUAAUGCAAAAUAUUGUUCUUAUUGGCGGAAGUGUCAUGUCUCCUGGGUUUGACUCGAGGUUGUUUGCAGAGCUGAAAUUCCUAUUAAGCAGUGAUUCCUACAACAAUAGGCUAUUUGUUAAAAAGAUUACAUUUCGCAACUCUCCAGUGCCUGCAAACUAUUGUGCUUGGCAGGGUGGUGCACUGUUUGGAGCACUUGAAAUCUUAGGAGAUCAUUCCAUAAGCCGUGAAAGAUACCAUGUUGAUCCGAACAUACCAGAUUGGUCAUCAGUGCUGUCAUUAAACAAAGAAGAUGUUUCUAAGAGCUUGUUAGAUGAUAAAUAUAAGUGGACAAGUUUAAGAAAAUCACUGUCAACAAGCAGUCCAACCACUGUGCCACCUUCAACCAGCGGUGGUAGUCUUAGCGAAAGGUUGAAAAAGGAACUUGGUUUAAGUAAAUAAAUAACUGGUUCGAUAAACCCUAUUUUAGAAUAAUUAUUUAUUAUCUGUUACUUUAAUUUACAUCUGAAGAUUUUUUAAUUAUUGUUUUUUCAUUGCUAUCUUUGUAUUUUGCUUUAAGCCUUUUUUGUAAAGCAUGAAUAUAUUACUCUAGACAGAUCUAAGGUUACAAUGGCAGGAUUAGAUUUUAACAUCUAUUGUCAACUUAGUUUAAUAGGAACGAAUGUUAAGCUGUCAAACUAGAAGCAUAUUUCUGAUGUUUAGAGAAGUUGUACGGGUCAGCAUGAUCUUGAAUAUUUUUAAAAUUAAUUGUUUGCUCCUAAUCAAUACGCAAAAUUUAAAAAAUUACUUGUUAUGAAAAAAAAAUUUUAACAAGCUAAGUAGUUUUUGGGUGACAAAAUUUUUUAUUUAUUUUGAAUACGAAAUUAUAUAUAUAAUUGUAGAGAGGAGAAAACAACUACCAUGUACUGUAAUUGGCUAAUUUUUGUUUGAUACAGUAUUUCAUCAUCAUAACUCAUGUUGGUGUUGUUAAAUAGUUAUUUAUAUUACAGGCUUUUUUUCAAAAGAGGCGUGUGGUAAAGCUAUUGAUAGUACAUAUUAAAUGGCAGAUUUUAUAGAAAGUUCAUUAAUGUAGCACACCUUAAAAAACACCUACCACCUGACGGGUGUUUUUUUUGCACACAAAAUCUUUCUGAAAUAAGCUAUAUGUAUAUCGUAUACCAAGCUUGUAUUUUGCAAAUGUACAUGCAUUAAAAUGUUACUAUUUUAAAAAAUCUCAGACGUAUAAUGUAGACCAUCCUGAAAAA